Messenger RNA from Spodoptera littoralis (African cotton leafworm), 2799 nucleotides. The record is from the annotation of a GenBank genome assembly. Lineage: Eukaryota; Metazoa; Arthropoda; Insecta; Lepidoptera; Noctuidae.
AUGUCGGAUCAAAUGAGGGGCAAAGGGCGAGGCCUGGCCUUGCUACAGGCUCUGAAGAAGUCUCAAGCCACCUCAUCAUCCAAUGAUGCUUCUACUAGCACUCCGGGGCCUAGUACAGCUCCAAGUGUAGUUAGCGAGUCUACUUCAAGCCUUGCACCUACUGCCUUAUCAUCCACUUCAAUGUCUUCGGGCACCUCAAUUGGCGGUAGGGGCAAGAUUGCAGCUAUGUUACUUGCUAAGGCUAAUGCAAAACCUGGAGGUCCACAAUUUGUUCCGGCUAGUGACAUUAGUCCAUCAUCGGCAAGAGGCGUAGGCAGAGGACUCAAGCUGUUACAGUCUCUACAAGCUGCGAAGGCUGCCAGCGCUGCCAGUGUUGCCGGUCCAUCCGGUGACAGCUCAAGGCCUCAAGUAUCACAGAUCACGGAACAAAUGUCUAAGACAUCGAUUACAAAACCACCUGAUAGUAGUACUCGUUCGAAAAAAGUUUUCCGCGAAGUAAAAGAAACCCCACCGGUUGUGAAGAAAGGUGUAACUGGCAUGCCAGUUGAUGUGACCGCCAAUUACAUUUAUUUGCAAUUUGAAGAAAACAGUGUGUAUGAAUAUGAAGUCAGGUUCGACCCAGAGCAGGACUAUAUGAAUUUGCGCUACAAACUUCUUGGUGAGCAUCAUCGGUACUUCCCAAACAAGACAUUUGAUGGUACAACCUUGUAUGUGCCACACAAACUACCUGAAGAAGCUCUCAACUUGAUGUCCACCAAUCCUUAUGACAGCAGCAAAGUUAAGAUUACUAUCAUAUUCCGUCGAACACGUCGUCUGAGUGAAAUGAUACACAUCUACAACGUGAUAUUUAGGAACAUUAUGAAUGACUUGCAACUAGUAAGGAUUGGUCGAGAACAUUUCAAUGACCGAGCUGGUAUUCCGAUACCCCAGCAUAGAUUGGAAAUUUGGCCUGGUUACGUGACAGCAGUUUGUGAAUACGAAGGAGGUUUAAUGUUGACCUUGGACUCUACGCACAAAGUAAUUCGGACUCAAACAGUGCUGUCAUACAUAAAAGAGGCUGUUCAAUCAGAGGGGUCAGGCUGGAAGAAGGCUAUGGCAGAGAGGCUGGUCGGCUGUUCUGUUAUGACUACGUACAACAAGAAGAUGUAUAGGGUAGACAGUAUUGACGAUGAAAAGACGCCACGAUCAACAUUUGAGAAGCUUGAAAAUGGUGUACCGGUGAAAAUAAGUUAUGUCGAUUAUUAUAAAAAACAAUAUGGUAUUGAAAUUAAAGACUGGGAUCAACCAUUGUUAAUAUCCAGGGAUUCAAAACUUUUGCCUGGCACAGAAGGUAAAACAGAUUUCAUGAUAUCUUUAAUUCCUGAACUGUGCCAGCUAACUGGUCUCACGGAUGAUCAACGAAGCAAUUUCAAAUUAAUGAAGGAUGUGGCAUGUCAUACUAAGAUAACGCCGAACCAACGUCACGCGGCGUUCAAAAAGUACAUAGAAACGGUGAUGAAAAACGAAAAUGCAAAGCGUCGACUAUCUGGUUGGGGUCUGAGCAUAGCUCCGGAGACCAUCAACAUAACAGCCAGAACGUUACAACCGGAGACUCUGUUCUUUGGUAACAAUGUCCGAGUGCCAGGCAGACCCAAUGCUGAGUGGAACGGUGAAGUCACUAAAAACCAUGUGAUGCAAGCAGUCGAUAUUUAUAAAUGGGCGCUCCUGUACACUGAUAGGGAUAAGAGAGUUGUUACGGACUUUGUGGACACAUUGAAGCGCUCCUGUCGCCCAAUGGGUAUAAAUGUCAGCGACCCUGAAAUGUUUCGUCUACCGAACGACCGCACGGACGCGUACGUGCACGCCUUGAAGAAGCUCAUCGUGCCAGACUUGCAGAUUGUUGUAAUCAUCUGCCCGUCUGCUAGGGAUGAUCGUUAUGGAGUUAUCAAGAAGAUAUGCUGUGCUGACAAUCCUGUGCCAUCCCAGGUAAUAAACGCCCGUACAUUAAUGAACCCGAAUAAGAUUCGUUCGAUAACGCAGAAGAUUCUUCUUCAAAUGAACUGUAAGCUGGGCGGCACUCUAUGGAACAUUAAUAUACCAUUCAAGUCAGCUAUGGUCAUUGGUAUUGAUUCCUACCACGAUGUUUCGCGGAAGAAGCAGAGCGUUUGCGCUUUUGUCGCAUCGUACAAUCAAUCAAUGACUCAUUGGUACUCAAAGGUUGUGUUCCAAGGCCGCGGCCAGGAGAUAGCCGACCAUCUCAGAGACUGCUUCGUACAGGCUAUCAGAGUCUACCUCAGUGUAAAUGGUAACUUACCUGAUAGGAUUAUUAUAUACAGAGACGGUGUAGGUGACGGUGAACUAAAAGUGAUAAAGGACUUCGAAAUUCCACAAAUGCAGAUUUCCUUAUCUUCAUUUGAAGGCAGAACUGUACCGGUAAUAACUUAUUUAGUGGUACAGAAACGUAUCAACACGAGAAUAUUUUUGAAGACACCAGGUGGGCUGGAAAAUCCUAACCCGGGAACUAUUGUGGACCAUGAUAUUACUAGACGUGAUUGGUACGACUUCCUAAUAGUAUCACAGAAGGUGAACCAAGGUACAGUGACCCCUACACAUUACGUAGUAGUCCACGACGACAGUGAUAUGACGCCAGACCAAUGCCAAAGACUGACAUACAAAUUAUGCCAUUUGUACUACAAUUGGCCUGGCACAGUCAGAGUGCCAGCCCCGUGCCAGUAUGCACAUAAACUGGCAUCUCUAGUUGGCAGUAGCAUACAUCAAGAACCAGCUGAAACAUUAGCUAACAAAUUGUACUUCUUGUAA